Protopterus annectens (West African lungfish) is the source of this 668-nucleotide messenger RNA. Its product is annotated as sulfotransferase 6B1-like. Bases 186 to 668 code for a protein of 160 amino acids. Gene Ontology annotation, biological process: sulfation. Gene Ontology annotation, molecular function: sulfotransferase activity. The record is from RefSeq and is a predicted model, not a curated record. The transcript has 3 exons. Gene Ontology annotation, cellular component: cytoplasm. NCBI's taxonomy places the organism in Eukaryota, Metazoa, Chordata, Ceratodontiformes, Protopteridae.
UCACUGUUUUAUAUUUCUCGGUUUGCCAGAAAGAAGUACUUGUUUAUUUUGUUUGAGUCAGUGAUCCGGUAUUUCUGUAAAGACAAUCAAACUAGACUGAAGUAAAGCAAAGAAAACUCCGGGGUUUAGGCGUUGUUGUACAUUUCAUUUUGGGGUUUCUUUUGAUCGCUGAAAGAAAGCAAAUCAUGACUGACCUUUCAAAAGUUCUUUUGGAUACACAAAACACAAGUCCCGAAGAUUUGCAGGUUUUACAUGAAGGCUUUAUUUUGCCCUCGAGAAUGUGCAAGCUUGAAACUUUAACUUCACUGAAGACUUUGGAAACUAGGAAAGGAGACGUUCUGUUAAUAGCGUAUCCUAAAUGCGGAUUCAACUGGACAAUACAGCUCUUGAAUGACAUGGCUGCUACUGUCAAGGGGGAAGAGAAUACAAUGCGAGGACCUCAUCAGAUUCUGGAAUUUGGACCUCUACAAAAAUACCAGGAAUAUGAAGAACAGAUGGACCCUAGAGUUUUUGGAACACACUUAACUUAUAAUCUCAUUCCCAGAUCUUUUUUUGAAAAACAAAAUAAGGUACAGUUGCUUUUUCCUUCCUCCUUUUAUAUGAAAAGUUUAUUUUCAUUCAUACCUGAAAAAAUAGAUUUCUGUGUUAAGGAAGGUAGUGCAUGGUGA